Mycena indigotica is the source of this 882-nucleotide messenger RNA. RefSeq names its product Lipase. The transcript has 11 exons. The record is from RefSeq and is a predicted model, not a curated record. The coding region runs from base 1 to 882 and encodes 293 amino acids. Gene Ontology annotation, biological process: lipid metabolic process. NCBI's taxonomy places the organism in Eukaryota, Fungi, Basidiomycota, Agaricomycetes, Agaricales, Mycenaceae.
AUGGCUCUUGCAAUCGUCCUGGGUCUUGCCUCCCUUGCACUAGCUGCGCCUUCCCUCGUCGCUCGCCAGGCUAUCACGUCUUUGACGACUGCUCAAGUCAGCGCCUUCAAGCCAUUCUCAUUCUAUGCGUCUGCUGCCUAUUGCUCGCCAGCCUCAACCCUCGCCUGGAAUUGUGGUUCAAAUUGUGCUGCAAACGCUGGUUUCAAGCCUGUUGCAUCUGGCGGGAACGGAAAUUCUGUGCAAUUUUGGUAUGUGGGCUAUGACCCCACUCUUGCGACUGUCAUCGUUGGGCACCAAGGGACGGAUCCUUCCGAGAUUCUGUCUCUUGUGACGGAUGCUAAAUUCUUCCUCAAAAGUCUGAAUUCAACAUUGUUUCCUGGCGUUAGUAGUUCUGUUGAGGGUCACAGUGGAUUUGUGGACGAACAAGCGCUAACGGCGUCGUCGGUUCUUGCCGCUGUAAAGACUGCCAUUUCACGGUUCAGUGCAAAGAAGGUGACCAUCGUUGGUCACAGUCUCGGUGGCGCGAUUGCUCUUCUGGACUCGGUCUACCUCCCACUUCAUAUCUCCGGGGUGACCUUCAGGACGAUUACAUACGGCAUGCCACGUGUUGGAAACCAAGCAUUCGCCGACCUCGCCAGCGUCGGUAGCACUGUCACGCACAUCAACAACAAGGAGGAUCUCGUCCCGAUCUUGCCUGGUAGAAGUUUAGGAUUCCAUCACCCGACAGGUGAAAUCCAUAUCCAGGACUCGGGUGUUUGGGAUAGCUGCCCUGGUCAGGACAACACCAGCGAUCUGUGUACCACAGGAGACGUAGGCAAUAUUUUUGAAGGCAAUUCUGACGACCAUGACGGUCCCUACGACGGAGUAACGAUGGGUUGUUGA